This is a messenger RNA of Myodes glareolus (Bank vole), 4911 nucleotides long. RefSeq names its product FERM domain containing kindlin 1 (gene Fermt1). The record is from RefSeq and is a predicted model, not a curated record. Gene Ontology annotation, molecular function: integrin binding. NCBI's taxonomy places the organism in Eukaryota, Metazoa, Chordata, Mammalia, Rodentia, Cricetidae. Gene Ontology annotation, cellular component: focal adhesion. Gene Ontology annotation, biological process: integrin-mediated signaling pathway; cell-matrix adhesion.
UACUGCAUCUGCAGCCUUCGCCUGCUCCGCGCGCAAGCAAGACCUAGCAGGCUGGGCUGGACGUGCCACCGCCUGCCCGCCGCGGCGCUAGCCUGCGCCGAGACGCUGCGGUCCCAGGACAGUGCUGGGCGGCGGACUCUAGGCGCACUCACUGGCUGUCGCCAGGGCCCCGCAGCGUCACCCGGCCCACCGCAGCCUUGUGCUGUCCCGCGAGACCCCGACUCGCCCAAGGCGGGCUCUGGGGACGCAGCUCUCCACGUGCAGCCUGCAGACUGGACGCCGCGGACUCCAUAGCAGACACCUGCCUGUGCCACAAUGAUGUCACCCGGUGACUUCGCAUCUGCCUCUUGGGAGCUUGUGGUCCUAGUUGAUCGUGCAACGGAAGAGCAGCAGCAGACAGAAAUCAAGCUGAGGGUGUCGGGGGACCUGCAUAUCGGAGGAGUGAUGCUCAAGCUGGUGGAAGAGAUGAACAUAGCCCAAGACUGGUCAGACUUCGCUCUGUGGUGGGAGCAGAAGCGCUGCUGGCUUCUGAAAACCCACUGGACCCUGGACAAGUGUGGAGUCCAGGCUGACGCCAAGCUCCUCUUCACCCCGCAGCAUAAAAUGCUUCGCCUUCGCCUACCCAACGCCAAGACCGUGCGACUGCGAGUCAGCUUUUCGGCUGUGGUGUUUAAGGCCGUUGCCGAUAUCUGCAAAGUGCUGAAUAUUAGAAGACCCGAGGAACUUUCACUGUUAAAGCCUGCUGGUGACUAUUCUAAGAAGAAAAAGAAGAAAGACAAAAGUAGUAAAGAUUCUUUGAUGGAUGAUGUCCUGAGCCUGGACAGCUCUUCAACAAGUUCGGGUUCCCCAGUAAGCCCGGGCUUGUACAGUAAGACCAUGACACCCAUAUAUGACCCCAUCAACGGGACGCCAGCACUAUCUACUAUGACUUGGUUCGGUGACAGCCCUUUGACGGAACAAAACUGCAGUGUUCUGGCCGUCAGCCAACCUCCUCCAUCAGCAGAUGUGCUCGCUGACAUGUUCCAGCCUCGAUCUUUGGUAGACAAAGCCAAGAUGAAUGCAGGUUGGCUGGAUUCCUCCAGAUCCCUUAUGGAACAAAACAUUCAAGAGGAUGAGCAACUGCUAUUAAGAUUUAAAUACUACACCUUCUUUGACUUGAAUCCUAAAUAUGACGCGGUCCGAAUAAACCAACUCUACGAGCAAGCCAGGUGGGCUGUUCUCUUGGAGGAAAUCGACUGCACAGAAGAAGAAAUGCUGAUCUUUGCAGCCCUGCAGUAUCAUAUCGGCAAACUGUCACUGUGUGCAGAAAUCCAGGACUUUGCAGCCAAGUCUGAGGUUGAUGAAGUGGAAGCCGCACUCUCUAGUUUGGAAGUGACCCUCGAAGGCGGGAAGGCGGAUAACACUUUGGAGGACAUUACCGAUAUCCCGAAACUUGCAGAUUAUCUCAAGCUAUUUAGGCCCAAGAAGCUAAUGUUAAAAGGUUUCAAGCAAUACUGGUUUGUCUUUAAGGACACGUCUAUAGCCUACUUUAAAAAUAAGGAACUUGAACAAGGAGAGCCAAUAGAAAAGCUAAACAUUAGAGGCUGUGAGAUUGCACCAGAUGUGAAUGUGGCCGGGAGAAAAUUUGGAAUCAAGUUACUAAUCCCCGUCGCCGAUGGGAUGAACGAAGUGUAUUUGAGGUGUGACCACGAGGAUCAAUAUGCCCGGUGGAUGGCAGCCUGCAUCUUGGCAUCAAAGGGUAAAACCAUGGCAGACAGCUCCUAUCAGACAGAGGUCUUCAGCAUCCUUUCGUUUCUGAAGAUGAAAAACCGGAACACAUCGCCUCCAGCGGCUUCCAGUAUCGAAAGCAUGGAUAUGAACCCGGAAUGUCUAGUAUCGCCUCGCUGUGCAAAAAAGCACAAGUCUAAACAGCUGGCGGCCCGGAUCCUGGAAGCUCACCAUAACGUGGCCCAGAUGCCUCUGGUGGAAGCCAAGCUACAGUUCAUCCAGGCAUGGCAGUCCUUACCGGAGUUCGGCCUCACCUACUACCUGGUCAGAUUUAAAGGAAGCAAGAAAGAUGACAUUCUGGGAGUUUCCUACAACAGGUUGAUUAGAAUCGACGCAGUCACCGGGAUUCCAGUUACAACGUGGAGAUUCGCCAACAUGAAGCAGUGGAACGUCAACUGGGAAAUCCGGCAGGUGGCAAUCGAGUUUGACCAAAAUGUCUCCAUCGCGUUCACCUGCCUAAGUGCCGAUUGCAAGAUUGUGCACGAGUACAUCGGGGGCUACAUUUUCCUGUCCACGCGAUCCAAGGACCAAAAUGAAACGCUCGAUGAGGACCUCUUUCACAAACUGACUGGCGGUCAGGACUGAAGUGAAGUAGGCCUACGUGGCUUCUGUGGAUCUAGGAGACCUUCACAGGAUGGAUAGGACCUGUGCCUUUCCCAGUGUGUAGAUUCCAGACUUACACAACGUAUGCUUACCACCAGAUGCCCAGCUCCUUGCCUCAUCUGAACUCACUGCGAGCACAUCCCUUGCCUGACUGUGCCUGGAAAGGCCAGCAGUACACUGGGCUCCUGUUGCUUUCCUAUAUACUGGGUAGGGAGAGAAGGGGUGCUACUCUGACUGCUCUAAGGCCCAACACGGUUGGUUCUCCAGUUCUGGGGCUUUGCAAGCACAUGUAUGUAAUUAGCAGUUAACCUUCGACUUAUGUGCCUCAUGAUAAGUGAGCGGUGAGAACAGAAGGGUCACAGCGAUGUGUCACAAGUCCACAUCUCAUUCUGAAAAUUCGGGUCCUUCCUUGACAAAAGCGAUCAUGGCUCUCAUCUUGCCAAGAUGACAAAUGGAGUCUGGACACACCUUUUCUCUGGAGGUCAAAGAGAUGAGUGGGGCGGAUCAUGGUUAUAGCGGUCUUCAGCAUCAUCAGUCUACAGCGACUGUCACAUCUGUUAGAUGACCGCUGGCCAUCUGGCCUAAUCAAUGGUCCUCACAUUAUUGCUGACACUUGAAGCCCCUUUCCUCGGGAAUCCCAUAGACACAUUGAAGUCCUUCUUAAAGACAUGCACUGAAAGGAUACAGGAAAGCCCAUUCUUAGCCAAGAUCCAUGACUCAACAGAAUGGAAGUAAAACUCAAUGACUUCUCUUCUGGACUGGGUCUUAAGAAAACAGGCCCAGCUCUCUGUUAAUGAAAAUCACCUUUUGCGGAGCUGGAAAGGUGGCUCAGCAGGUAAAGGGCUUGCUGCUCUUCCAGGGGACCUUAACUGAGUUCCCAGUGCCUAGCUCCAGGGAUCCGAUUCCUUCUACUAGACUCCAUGUGCACCUGUACAGUCAUGCACAUGCCAUGCAGCACACGCACACGCGCACACACACACACGUAAUUAAAAAUGACUCCGAAAGACAAAAGCACCCCUGACAGGAUUCAGAAUCCAAUCUCAGGCCUCCAUCCCAACCACGGUAAGGAAAGGAGGGCAGGCCUGUUCCUGGAGCCCACCAUGCUGAAGUUCUGUGAACUAAUGACUGGCUGCCUCUAGAGCCCUGGCUGCUCUGCGUGAUGAGAAGUGGCCGUCCCCUCAGCGGAGCUCUGGGUGUGGAGUCUGUGUCUACGAUUCUUGGCAUUUUCCCUAACCAGCUUCAGCUUCAUCCCGAGGCGACAACAGCUUCUUGGAGGCUGCUUUUUUGCUAGUCAUCCUUGCCCUGCUCCAGUCCUUGGCAGCUGCCUGAAUGUCACAUUCUGGUUUUCCAGCAAGAGGGAAUGAGUGGGUUUUGAGUAGGUGGGACGCAGCACCAGAGCAAAAGGGAGAUGUUUUCUUCUGUUCACGCACAGCCUUUCUCCUUCCACAUGAAUUCAAACCACACAGACAGAGGAAGGGCUCUGCCUGAACUCUGCCAACCUCCGAGGCGGCACUCUCCAGGGACCUGGCUGGAGCCCAGAGCGCUUUAAGUCUCAGCUGUUGCUUUGUUUCCCAACAAAGCCACCUGGGAAGUGAGAGUUCUGCAAUCCCAGGAGUCAGGAGACAGUCCUGGCUGGAGGCCACAGUCCUGAGCCAGAGGAACCUUCUGGAGGUUUCUUUCAGCCUCUCCUUAGAGAUGUGGGUUCAUGAGCCUUCAAGCUCAAUUUCUGGGACUCAACUUAGCCCAGAAAUGCUUUAGGCAUUUGGAAGUUCUGGCUCCCAUCACAAAGAACUUAGUUUGGAAAGCUGUAUGCAGACACCAUUGUUAAAUGAUCGCAGUGAGCACAGUGGUGGUUACUCCUCUGCUGUCCUGGACUCUACUGUUUGGAACCUAGAUGGGAGGCUAGGUGUAGCCCACGCAUCUUUAAUCCCAGCACUCAGGAGGCAGAAGCAGGCAGAUCUCUGUGAGUCCACGGCCAGUCAGGACACCAUACUGAGACCCUCUCCCAAACAUAAACCAUUUUCAGGCUAGAGUCUAGACACAUCUUUCAGGCCCUGGUCACAACGACCUCGUUGAUUACAUGUCACCUUGAUUACAUGUCGCCAAUGACAGCUCUGCUUGCUUAGUUUACCCAAACCCAGGCCUUCAGGUCAGUCUCUCCUUAACUUUUCAUAGUUGGCUGACAUUUCCAUGAAAUUCUCAGAGGCAUUGGCUACAUUCUAUCCAAACUUCACCAGUUUUGAGUAGUGUUUCUCUUGUGGCUCCAGCACAACAUCUCUAGGGAAUACAUUGGUGUGAGAAGGAAACUUUAAAGGCCACUGCUCCAAGAAACAGCUUGGUUCUUCUUCCUCCUUCCCUUCUUUAUAGCACGUGGGUACAAAAGGUCAGGUCAUUGUCCUCAGUGAAACUUUAAAUUAAUGUGUGCCCCCACCACCAUUUGCUGUAUUAUCUGCCAUGAAUGCCGAAAUAUGUAUUGUAUUAUUUAUGUGACUUUUAAAAUUGAGUUUUAUAUGGGUUUGAAUACUGUUCAGUUGUGUCUUA